This is a messenger RNA of Epinephelus fuscoguttatus (brown-marbled grouper), 1819 nucleotides long. It is a transcript of the gene rsph4a, whose product is annotated as radial spoke head component 4A. NCBI's taxonomy places the organism in Eukaryota, Metazoa, Chordata, Actinopteri, Perciformes, Serranidae. The transcript is spliced from 7 exons. The record is from RefSeq and is a predicted model, not a curated record. Gene Ontology annotation, cellular component: axoneme; radial spoke. The coding region runs from base 188 to 1732 and encodes 514 amino acids. Gene Ontology annotation, biological process: cilium assembly; cilium movement involved in cell motility; axoneme assembly.
AUAGCAACCGGUGAAGUUUGGCUCUACGGUCACUCUUAAUACACUGUGAAUACAAGCUAACUAGAAGUUUUAAACGUUUUUCUCCAGUCCUGUAGCUACCGUUAUUCUAUCUUUAUCUAAAACUGACAGUCGGUGUGUUGUAAGGUACUAGUUCAGAGACACAUGACUGAAACUGAGGUGAAGAACGAUGGAAACAGCGGAUGAAAAGCGAGACAAAAGUCAGCAGACGCUGCAGUCAGCUGCCUCGCUCAAAGCUUUCAUGAUGAAAAACAGCACGGAAAGCAACCUGAACCUCUAUGACCACCUCACUUUGUUGCUGAUGAAGGUGAUGGAUGAGCAACCACAAAAUGCGGUUGAUGUGAUUGAGGAUAUGAGUCGGGAUGUGAAGCGGGGUUUAUUUAAAGACAAGCAAAGCACCUUGCGAGACCUUCCGCAGACUACAGCUGCUGAGCUGCUGGCUGAGCAGCAGCGCGUGCUGUUUUCACGACCAGAAGAGGCUGACCAGGAGGAGGAACUGAUUGAAACACCUCUUCCUAAUGUGAGUGAGAUUGGCUUCUACUUGGAGCAGGCUGGAGUGGGUCUGGGCAGAGAGGAGAUGCAGAGGAUCUUCCUUGCACUCAAGCAGCUUGUUGAGACGCAGGUGCUGCUACGCUGCCGACUGUGGGGCAAGAUUCUGGGAACAGAGGGCAGCUAUAUCGUUGCUGAAGUUGAGUACAGAGAGGGGGAGGAAGGGGAGGAGGAGAGUACUGAGGAAGAGGAGAGAGAGGCAGAGACUGAAGAGAAUGAGAUUGAUCCACUUCCUCAGUCAACCUAUAAACCCCAACCAGCAGUGCCGAAGGAGCCCCUUGGAACUGGUGCUAACAAGUAUGUUUAUUACGUGUGCAAAGAGCCUGGUCUUCCUUGGGUAAAACUCCCUUCAGUCAGUCCUGCGCAGAUCACUGUUGCUCGCCAGAUUCGCAAAUUCUUCACUGGGACGCUGGACAGCCCAAUUAUCAGCUACCCGCCUUUCCCCGGGAAUGAAGCCAACUACCUAAGAGCACAGAUCGCUCGCAUCUCUGCUGGCACACAGGUGAGCCCCCAGGGCUUCUUCCAGACUGGGGAGGAGGAAGGUGAUGAGGAAGAUGAGUCACCCCGGGACAGCUGUGAAGUGAAUCCUGACUUUGAGGGCGUUCCAGUUGCUGAGAUGGCUGAGUCUUUGUCUGCCUGGGUGCAUCAUGUGCAGCACAUCCUGCAGCAGGGCCGCUGUACUUGGGUAAAACUGGCUGUGAAACCAGAAGACGACUCCAAUGAGGAAGGGGAGGCCGAGGAGAAGGAAGAGGAGCCUGAUGAGCCUGAGCCAGAAGUUGGACCCCCUCUGCUCACCCCCCUCUCCCAAGAUGCAGAAUUGUUCAACACUCCUCCCUGGACCUCCAAGGUGUCCUCCACUCUCACCGCUCAGCAUGCUGUAGCUGUGCUGCGUUCCAACCUCUGGCCAGGGGCUUAUGCAUAUGCAUGUGGAAAGAAGUUUGAGAACAUAUAUGUUGGAUGGGGUUUGAAGUAUGCAGGGGAAGGGUACGGCCCACCCGUCCCCCCGCUGCCACAGAAAGAAUAUCCCAGUGGACCACAGAUCACAGAGGCCCUGGACCCAUCACUGGAGGACGAGCAGAUGCUGAAGGACGCUUUAGAGGAGCAGCAAGAUGCCCAGGAAGAGAUGGAGGCCUCAGAUGAAGAGGAUGAGGAAGAUGACGAUUAAAAAAAGUUACUUAUCUUUAAGAAUUUAUACGCAAGUCAAUGGCCAAAUAAACCAUUUUACUCUCCAACAUGUAAAUGUAAAUGUAAA